CCGCCCCGCGCGCACUGAGCAUGCCCAGGGCCGGGUCACGCGCCCGGCAGCCCGAGGCCGGCGUGGACUCUGCCCCCGGCCGGGCUGCUCCGCGCGCUGGCAUGGAGCGCAUCGAGGGGGCGGCGGUGGGCCGCUGCGCAGCCUCGCCCUACCUGCGGCCGCUCACGCUGCACUACCGCCAGAAUGGCACUCAGAAGUCAUGGGACUUCAUGAAGACACAUGACAGUGUGGCCAUUCUCAUGUUCAACUCUUCCCAGCAGAGCCUGGUGUUGGUGAAGCAGUUCCGGCCAGCUGUGUACGCGGGCGAGGUGGAGCGCCACUUCCCAGGGUCCCUGGCAGCGGUGGACCACGACGGAGCCCGGGAGCUGCCCGUGGCUCUGCCUGGCUCAGCGGGGGUCACGUAUGAGCUGUGUGCGGGCCUCGUGGACCAGCCUGGGCUGUCGCUGGAGGAAGUGGCCUGCGCAGAGGCUUGGGAGGAAUGUGGCUACCGCCUGUCUCCCUCCGAGCUGCGCCGGGUCGCCACCUACAAGACGAGACGUUAGGGUGAAGCCUGCCCAUGUGCUGCCCCUUGGAUGCCCUCACAGGUCCCUGAGCCUGGUAAAACGUGGGAGCAGGAGCACAGCCCCUGCACGGCACUGAGCAUGGCGCCCCGCAGCCUUCUUUCCAGGGGCAGGGGCCUGUGCCCCCGGGGAGGGGGCCGGUGGGGAGCUCUGCUUCGCAGCCUGGUGCAGGGGUCCCUCAGUGCUGGGUCCAGGCCCUGUGCCUCAGCUGCCCAAGGGCUUUGUCAGGGUAGCUCCCUGGGCUGGGGGCUGGGGGGCUGGGGCCGACCUCCAGGCCAAGGAAGGGACGGAGCCAGGGCUUGGAGCCCCCACGUGUGCCACUGGCUGCCAAGUGGUUGAGCUUGGUGGUCUGAGGGCCAGGCCUGCUGUCCACAGGUAUCCUUGCUGCUGGGGGCCAGAGCACGGGAGGGUGCUGAUCCGGGGCUGGCGGGGUGGGGGACCCGUGGAGGAGCGCCCCCCCCCCGCACCGGUUCCUCAAGCAGGGUCUCGGGGCUCUAGCCUGAUCCCAAGGGUGCUGGGGAGCCCAGGAGGACUCUGGGCAGCAAACAGCCUGGGAAGACUUGCAUUUUGCAGACAAGGCGUGCCUGUGGGAGGUAGGGCUGAAGGGGCUGGAGUAGAGGUCGGGGCAGGCGUCCCUGGGGGCAGGACAGACAGCAGAUGCUUCCUCUCGGAGCCAAGGAGAGCCGGGGGCUCCCCUGCCCGUCACAGGGGACAAGGCCCAGGCAUUCCUCCGUGAUCGCCCAGUGGAGGGCGGGGCUGGGUGUGUUCUUCUUGCCCCGGGUCGGCGUCUGUACCGGUCUCCUGCACAGGCCGGCGGAAGCUGUGCCUGGGAGCCCCACAGACUGGUGCUUCCGUCAAAGGUGCAGGCCGCAGCCCCCGCCGGAAACCGGCCACCAGGAGGGACCGUGUCAGGGGGUGAGGCCCGACUGGUUGGGGUGCCCCCUCCUGGGCAGGGGGGCGCAGAAGCCCCCCUGCGUGCUGGGCCGCCAGCGGGAGCAGCCCCCACCCUGCAGGUCUCUGGGCGGCCUCAGACACCCUCGGGUCCCCGUCUCCCGACGCGCACUCUUGCUUGACUCCCCUGCGGUCCUGGGCUGCAGAACGGCCUGCCCCCUCCCGGCUGCCCACGCUGCCUGCCACGGCACUGCACCUGGGUGCCUGUCCCCCUCCUGGUGGCUGGCAGCCCCCUCUGGCCACCAGCCACCUAGGGAGGGGCUCCCUCUCACCCCUCCACACCCCUGCUGCCUCCGCAGGAGCCGUCCCCAGCCUGGAACUGGCGUCCUAGCGAGGCUGGUGUUGGGGGCCGUCUGAGCCUGGGCCACACGGGUCCUGGCUUCCAGCCAGCCCGGGGCCCUGGGUGCCGCCUGGGUCUGUGCUGGGAAGGGAGGUCCUGCACGAGGGAGCUGCAGCCCGCGCUGCAGAGAUCUCUGGCUUCUGUUGACCCUCAUUUACAAGCUCACAGUUGCCGUGGGGGUGCUGUCUGCUUCCUGGGAAUGGAGCCUGGUGCUCAGGGGCUGGCCACACGGGUCAGGGUGUGGACUGGGGCCGUGGGCUCAUCUGGGGCUCAGGGUCCCCUUCCCAGCUCAUGUGGUUGUGGCAGAAUCCAGCUCCUCGUCGCUGUGUGGCUGAGUGAGGGCCCCGUUGCCCUGCUGGCUGUUGGCCGGGGACCAUGGUCCACUCUCUGAGGCCACCUGCAGGCCUGGACCACGUGGCCCCCUCAUGUGGCAGCUUGCUUGGUCUACAAGGCCCACAGGACAGCGUCUCUGACAACUAAGCCUUCACUGAAGAGCUCACCUAAUUAGGUCAGGCCCACCAGGAUAAUCUCUCAAGCUGGAAGCCAGCUGAAGAAAGCUC
Mustela erminea (ermine) is the source of this 2411-nucleotide messenger RNA. It is a transcript of the gene NUDT14, whose product is annotated as nudix hydrolase 14. Bases 21 to 542 code for a protein of 173 amino acids. The record is from RefSeq and is a predicted model, not a curated record. Gene Ontology annotation, molecular function: metal ion binding; UDP-sugar diphosphatase activity. Lineage: Eukaryota; Metazoa; Chordata; Mammalia; Carnivora; Mustelidae. The transcript has 5 exons. Gene Ontology annotation, biological process: nucleoside phosphate metabolic process; ribose phosphate metabolic process.